Molecule: messenger RNA, 624 nt
Organism: Parathielavia appendiculata
Lineage: Eukaryota; Fungi; Ascomycota; Sordariomycetes; Sordariales; Chaetomiaceae
Exons: 3
Coding region: 1-624 (207 amino acids)
Source: RefSeq, a predicted model, not a curated record
AUGGCGUCUAUUAGCACUCUCCUCGCCCACAUGAACCGGACUGAGAUUCCUCGGUAUCGUAAGAACCUUCACGUCGCCUGUGGCGCCUGCACUCGUGAAGGCCACGUUGACGCCAAGCCGAUGAGCAUCUGGGAAUGGCUGAUGCACGCUUGGGACGUUCACAAUUGGACUCUUCCUCACGUGGCAUCGUGCCCUCUCUGCGGACAUCUCUGCACCCCAGGGCCUGGUCUCCGGAGACAUUUCGCCACCCAGCACAGCGACCGGCCCAGAGAGCAAUUAGAGAGCGCCGCGCGCCUGGCUUCGGCAAUGCCGGCAGGAGAGAUGCAAGGCACCCAUGACUCUGAGGAGCUACUCCGACCUGGCGUGGAAAAGCCCCUGUUAGGACAGUCGGCGGCAGAUGUUGCGGGACGAAAGCGCAGGAGGGACGGCGACAUGGACGGCGACUACACAGCGCCAGCCGCCAAGCGCACGAAGAGCGACGGCCAGGGGGUGUGCCCCGCCCCAGCCGAGAGCGACGGCAACAGGGAGUGCCCGGCUCCACCCGCCAAGCGCAAGAGGGCCGCCAGGCACAAGAAGGAGCUUUCCCUCCAAGUGACAGAGGAGAGGGACCUAAUGAAGAUUUGA